GUAAGCGCGCGUCUGCUUUAAAAUCAGUUCAGUGUUUCAAAUGGGAUUUAUCAGCAUUUUGCUUUUCGCUGCGUGUUUAAGCAGCGUAAAGGGGUAUACUUUGAAUAUCUGGACAGGAGGAUCUCCGAAAAAACAACAAUGAUAAAAGAUGCAGGCAAGAUUUCUUGUGAACCUUAUAUCUUAGUUUAUUUUGCUUAACAACUUUAAAAUUAGGUCUUUUUUAUUUAUACUUUAAGUGAUUGUUGAGCUUGAAUGCAUUUAUUUAUGUACAUUUCUUCCAAAUGAAAAGUCUAUAUGAAAGAAAAGUAUAUCCAGGUAACCUAUGUAUCUGUGUUAACUUAAAGCACAUCCUGUCGAGGUCAUGGUCAAGGUUACCGCAGAUGACCUGGUCAAAGACAUCGACGCCAGUCCAAAGUUCAGAGAAAGACUGAAAUUAAUCAAAUUGGUCUGCAACGGACCAAAUGGGAUUCAGACCCGGGAUAUAGCUCUAAGUUUCACAUCCGGUUAUCUGAUCGUACAGACGGAUAAACCUCUGUACAAUCCUGCUCAGCCAGUAUAUGUUCGAGUUCUCGCAAUGGACGAAUCUAUGAGGCCAAUCAAGGACAAGCAAUUGGCAAUAAAAUUGAUAAGCCUCACAAAUAUGACUGUAGGCAGGGUCAACUUUGAACCCGGGAAAAGUCAAAAUGGCUUCUACAAUGGAGAGUUUGAGCUACCAGCGUUUCCGGAUUUUGGGACAUGGACGAUCAAAGCUAAACUUGGAGGAAAGAUACGUUUACGGCAAGACAGUCGAAGGGCUUGCAGGACUCGAAAUCAACAUCCGGAAGAAGGGGGAUGUGUCGGAUCCAAAACGUGUUGUUACCAUGGGGAGACAGAAGCUUCGUAAUGGCAAGGCAUUCUUCACGGUCGAUGUAAAGAAACUAGAACAAGGUUUAGGGGGACAGUUUUCUUCGGAUGCCGUGUUAUAAUUGUCGUCAACUGUUUAUGAGUCGGCAACAGGAAAGGAAGAGACGGGAGCAGAUGACUCCAUAAUGUUUGUUAACUGUCCUUUCAAGUUUUAAUUCUCGCGUUCAAAGACUAC
This is a messenger RNA of Dreissena polymorpha, 1078 nucleotides long. RefSeq names its product complement C3-like. Bases 362 to 883 code for a protein of 173 amino acids. The transcript is spliced from 6 exons. Gene Ontology annotation, molecular function: endopeptidase inhibitor activity. NCBI's taxonomy places the organism in Eukaryota, Metazoa, Mollusca, Bivalvia, Myida, Dreissenidae. The record is from RefSeq and is a predicted model, not a curated record.